This is a messenger RNA of Dufourea novaeangliae, 1536 nucleotides long. RefSeq names its product pre-mRNA-splicing factor RBM22. The transcript has 3 exons. The record is from RefSeq and is a predicted model, not a curated record. Bases 135 to 1370 code for a protein of 411 amino acids. Gene Ontology annotation, cellular component: U2-type catalytic step 2 spliceosome; U2-type catalytic step 1 spliceosome; Prp19 complex. Lineage: Eukaryota; Metazoa; Arthropoda; Insecta; Hymenoptera; Halictidae. Gene Ontology annotation, molecular function: metal ion binding; U6 snRNA binding; pre-mRNA binding.
CAAUGGCUGCUCUUGUGUUGUAUAAUACAGUAUAAUGAUUGGGUUUAAUUACAACGUUCGGUGAAGGUUUAUGCAUCUUUUUCUUGUGAUUGUUACCCGAAGAUAAAGUUUUGUGUUAGGCGGAAUAGUGUAAAAUGGCCACAUCGAAAACAACAAACACCUACAACAGACAAAAUUGGGAGGACGCUGAAUUUCCAAUAUUAUGUCAGACUUGUUUAGGUGACAAUCCAUAUAUUCGCAUGACAAAGGAAAAAUAUGGAAAAGAAUGUAAAAUAUGCAUGCGUCCGUUCACAGUAUUCAGAUGGUGUCCCGGGGCAAGAAUGCGUUUUAAAAAGACCGAAGUUUGUCAAACUUGCAGUCGCCUGAAAAAUGUAUGUCAAACUUGUUUACUCGAUUUAGAGUACGGUUUGCCUAUUCAAGUACGCGAUGCCGCACUUAAAAUUAAAGACGAUCUCCCUAGAUCGGACGUGAACAAGGAGUAUUACGUACAAAACAUAGAUAGUGAAAUUGGUAAAAUAGAUUCGACGACACCAGCUGGUGCUGUUGGUAAAUCAGCAGCUGCCAGUGACUUGUUGAUGAAACUGGCAAGAACGAGUCCUUAUUAUAAAAGGAAUAGACCGCACAUAUGUUCUUUCUGGGUUAAGGGAGAAUGUAAGAGAGGUGAAGAAUGUCCAUACCGUCAUGAGAAGCCAACAGAUCCUGAUGAUCCAUUGGCUGAUCAGAAUAUCAAGGAUCGUUAUUACGGAGUGAAUGAUCCUGUUGCUGACAAAUUAAUGCGUCGAGCUGCAGCAAUGCCCAAGUUAGAUCCACCAGAAGACAAAUCAAUCACAACUCUAUAUAUAGGCAAUUUAGGGGAUGUGUUAACAGAAAAGCAAUUGCGUGACCAUUUCUAUCAGUAUGGAGAGAUACGUUCGAUAACGAUGGUUCCUCGUCAGCAAUGUGCCUUCAUUCAGUACACGCAAAGAAGCGCAGCUGAAGCAGCAGCAGAAAGGACAUUCAAUAAAUUGAUACUGGGAGGCAGAAGAUUGACAAUUAAAUGGGGACGCUCUCAAGGAAGACAAACUGUGUCAGCAGCAGAGGCGACCAGAGAGAUUCUAGAACCUGUACCAGGUUUACCUGGUGCUUUACCACCACCACCAGAAAGCAUGGGAAACAACUUCUUCAAUCUACAAACUACUCCUGGCAUGAUACCACCAAUGAUGAUACCUCCUCCACCAGUCGCCCCCCAAUUCAUGUUUCCGCCCCAGAUUGCAGCUGCUGCUGCGACGCCGAUCUUUCCUCCGGGAACAACCCCUAUACAUUAUCCGAGUCAAGAUCCAUCGCGAAUGGGUGCAUCUCAAGGCAUAGGAAAGCCCUGGCCCGAGGAAUAAUAAUAUUGUUUAAACUGUUUAAUCAUUGUAAUUACGACAGAGAAAUCCUGUAAAAAAAGAAAUACAUGUCUGACUUCCUUUACGUCAUUUGUGCUCAAUGAUUUAUAAUUUCUUAAGUCAACUCAGCAGUUAUUGCUUUGUAUUAACUUGAUAUUUUGUAAUAACA